Messenger RNA from Planococcus citri (citrus mealybug), 4100 nucleotides. RefSeq lists its product as uncharacterized. The coding region runs from base 458 to 3967 and encodes 1169 amino acids. Lineage: Eukaryota; Metazoa; Arthropoda; Insecta; Hemiptera; Pseudococcidae. Gene Ontology annotation, molecular function: catalytic activity. The transcript has a single exon. The record is from RefSeq and is a predicted model, not a curated record.
AAAGGUUUUGUUGUCGCUAGAGUUCCUUUUCUAGGUAGUAGUCAAUCCUGCCAAAUGAUGCCAGCCCAUCGACAGCGAUACGAACGACAGCAUUCCAGGGGAGUUCAGCGCGUCCACGUCGUGCGGGGUGGUAAUUCAACCUUCGGCUGGCUCGGAGCUGAUGGAAGAAGCUAAAGGUGAACUCUCCAGUCGGUGACACAUGCGGCGGGAUAUGGACAGCCGAAUACCAUACCCUGACAAGUACCGCAAAUUCGACUUCUCUGCCAAACAUCGGCAGGUCACCGACAACUCGCUCGUCUUCUGGACCCCGGACAAGGUUAUCCUUGGAGCGAGUACUGUAGGCGAGCAUCCGGCGCCUGAUAUCCGGAACAUUCGGCUAAGGGAGUAAACCCUAACAGAAAAUCCUUCGACAGGCAACGGGAAACCAUCGAAGUACAUAUUUUCCCAUGAAAACCAAAUGAAAAUGUACAGUAAUCAGAGUAAUGUUGUGCCAUGCGAUCCGGCUAACGACCGGCGUUCUGGCACCCGGGACCAGAAUGUGAAAUAUGCGACCGGAAAACCACCACUAUCACCAUCUUUCAAACUAUGUAAUGUGAAUCGAAUUGCUACAUGGAAUGUACGCGGAAUGAUGACCACUGGAAAGUUACAGAUCGUCGAAAGAGAACUGCUCAGGUACCGAAUACCAAUCUGCGGAAUAUCCGAGACCCAUUACACACAGACUGGGCACUUCAAUGGACACGACUACGUGGUAUACGCGUCAAGCAGCGACACAACCCACCAAAGAAGUGUCGCUGUGCUGGUAGCUAAAGAGUUCAGCCAUACUGUCAAGAGCUACCAUGCAAUCAGUGAACGGGUCAUUCUAGUGCGUCUGAACACCAAUCCUGUCAGCCUCAACUUGAUCCAAGUGUACGCGCCUACAGCCGAUGCGGACGAGGAAGAGCUGAAGAGAUUCUAUGGCGAGCUUACCGACACACUGGAGUCACUACCCCGCAGAGAAAUGACCAUCAUCCUGGGAGAUUUCAACGCGAAAAUCGGAGACACCUCUAAUGAUCACCACCUGCGCGGAAUCGUCGGAAGAUUUGGCAUCGGAGAUCGCAACGAGAGAGGCGAAGAUCUCAUUCAGUUUGCUGUGGAAUCAGAUAUGUCAAUAGUCAACUCCAUGUAUCAACAGCAUCCAAGAAGACUGGUGACAUGGGUAGCUCCAAGGGACCGAUUCCGGAACCAAAUUGACUACAUACUGAUCAACAAACGUUGGAAAUCUUCGUGCCAAAAUGCCAAAACACUGCCAGGAGCAGAAUGCGGAUCAGAUCACCGAAUGCUCAUGAUGGAACUCCGUUUGAAGCUGCGAAUACCUAGGAAAAAGCCAGCAUUGCCAGUGAUGAGAGUCACAAAGCCAGAUGCUCUCUGCAGAGCACUCAAUCAAUCUCUGGAAAGUGCAGAAGACAGCACUGAUUUUGAACCCAGUGCAACAGCUGAUCAGCAAUGGAACAAUCUGAAGAAGCAUGUUCAAGAAGCUUAUUCCAGCACCCAUUCGCCAAAUGCUGCAAAAAAAUGGAAGCACUGGUUCUCUGAUGAAUCCAUAGCAGCGAUUGAAGAGCGCAGAAACAUUCCACGUGAUGCAGAGUACCAGCAGAAGAAGAAACAGCUUACUCAGCAGAUCAAUAAGCUCGCGCGACGUGAUAAGAACAUCUACGUUGGCUCCAUGUGUGAAGAAAUCGAGUCUCAUGCUGAGAAAAAUGAAACGCGCCUCCUGUUCCAGAAGAUCCGCUCAGUAACCAGAGAAUUCAAGGUUAGCACACAGAUCAUUCGAGAUGAAAAUGGCCAGAUCAAGACAGAUGCAGAGGAGAUUGCCGAAGUGUGGCGGAGAUACUGCCAAAAAUUAUACAGUGAGGAUAGUACUUCUGGCAGCGAACCUCGCACCUGUUCCAGUGAUUUCAGCACCAGUGCCAGCAGUUUUGGUGCCAGUUCCAGUGAUUUCAGUGCCAAUGCCAGCAAUCCGUGUGCUAGUUCCAGCAACUUUGGCACCAGUGCCAGUGAUUUCAGCGCCAGUUCCAGCGACUUUGGCGCAAAUGUCAGCAAUUUCUGCACCAGUGCCAGUGAUUUUAGUGCCAGUACCAGAGAUCCACGCACUCAUUCCAGAAACUUUGGCGCAAAUUCCAGUGAUUCCGGCGCCAGUACCAGCGAUCCACGCACCAUGACUCACAUGGGACUCGCAAGGGACCCGCAUGCGACCCGAAUGGGACUCGCAAGCAACUCGCCAGCAACCCGCAUGGUACUCGCAAGCGACUCGCCAGCGACCCGCAUGGUACUCGCAAGCAACUCGCCAGCGACUCGCAUGGGACCCACAUGGGACCCUCAUGGGACUCCCACGGGACUUGCACGCGCCAGUUCCAGUGAUCCGCGCGCCCAUGGCAGUGAUACACUGGACAACAUUGAAGAAAAAGAACCUUCAAUCCUCUACGAAGAGGUCCUCAAAGCCAUGGAAUACCUAAAAAACAACAAAGCUCCUGGCCCUGACAACAUCCCCGCCGAAGUCUUCAAAACUGGCAGCAUCGAAGUCACCAGAAGAAUCCAUCUCAUCUGCAAUCACGUAUGGCAAACUGGAGAAUGGCCAGACGAUUGGACCCAGUCAACUUACAUCACAUUGUACAAGAAAGGCUCACCAGAGAACUGUGAAAAUUAUCGCACCAUAUCGCUCAUCUCUCACGCCAGUAAAGUGCUCCUGAAAAUCAUCUAUGAUCGUUUGUAUCCACUCAUGCAGUCUGAAAUCCCACCAGAACAGGCCGGAUUCACCAAAGGAAGAGGUACCAGAGAGCAAAUCCUCAACGUUAGAAUGCUCAUUGAAAAAGCUCGUGAGUACAACGUUCCUGCGGUGCUCUGCUUCGUGGACUACAAAAAAGCAUUCGAUUGUGUCCAGUGGCAGAAAUUAUGGCGGAUUCUGCUGGAGAUGGGCGCUCCAAAACAUCUCGUGUGGCUGAUCAAACAACUCUACGAGAAGGGAUCAGCUAAUGUCCGCGCCAACAGGACAACAUCCGGGAAGUUUCACCCAGAAAAAGGAGUUCGCCAAGGCUGCAUACUGUCUCCUCUUCUGUUCAACAUCUACGGAGAGUACAUCAUCCGGGAGACACUGCAGAAGAUCAGAGAUGACUUGGGUGGAGCUGAUGAAUGGCCCGGAGGUGUCUUGAUAGGUGGCCGACGGAUCACCAACCUCCGGUAUGCCGACGAUACCACUCUGGUAGCCUCCAGUAUCGAGUACAUGUCAGUGCUGCUCAAGUGCCUGGAGGAAGUCAGCGCAAAAUAUGGCCUACUCAUCAACACGACGAAAACAAAGAUGAUGGUAAUUGACCGGCCAUCCAACAACUUGCCAGAGAUCCAGGAUGUCGGAGGAAUCGAAGUUGUCAAGAGAUUCUCCUACCUUGGAUCCGUCAUCGAGAACACCGGUGGAUGUGAAGCUGAAAUCCGUCACCGUUGCCAACUGACCAAAACUGCGAUGACUCGUUUGAAGCGAAUAUGGAGCGAUUCGGCAAUAAGCAAGGCGCUCAAAAUUCGACUCGUCAAUGCGCUGGUCUUCUCUGUCUUCCUGUACGCGUCGGAGACUUGGACUAUUCGCGAAGGAGAUCGAAGACGGAUCGAUGCCAUGGAAAUGUGGUGCUGGAGGCGACUUCUCAGAGUUCCUUGGACGGCUAAAAGAACAAACGCCUCCAUACUUCGAGAAAUUGGUGUCACCAAGCGCCUAUCUUCGGUGGUACUUAGUCGGAUACUGAAGUACUUCGGACGGCUGACGAGAGCUGAUGCCAUGGAGGCGAUAUUUGUGCAAGGAAAAGUAGACGGAGCGAGAGCCAGAGGAAGAUCUUCGACUCGAUGGACUGACUCGAUUCGCAAAGCGACUGGCUGCAGCUUUGCCGAAUGCGUGAGAAGCGCGCAGGAUAGGGAGCCGUGGCGCACGAUUACCCGCAGGAUUAUGUAAUUUUGGAAUGGUCACGAUACCCCCGCGCGGGGUGAUACGAUUAAAUGAUGAUGAAGUUCGAAAAUACGUUUUAUUUUAUACUUAUGCUAAUAAUUUUUGAGAAAAAUGAAAAAAAAAAAAAAAUAAAAAAUUA